Molecule: messenger RNA, 5030 nt
Organism: Rattus norvegicus (Norway rat)
Lineage: Eukaryota; Metazoa; Chordata; Mammalia; Rodentia; Muridae
Gene: Nuak1
Product: NUAK family kinase 1
Biological process (GO): regulation of cell adhesion; regulation of cellular senescence
Cellular component (GO): cytoplasm; fibrillar center; nucleus
Molecular function (GO): kinase activity; protein kinase activity; nucleotide binding
Source: RefSeq, a predicted model, not a curated record
CCCAGGAAGCCGCACGGGGUGAAGCGACAUCACCACAAACACAACUUGAAGCAUCGCUAUGAGCUGCAAGAGACCCUGGGCAAAGGUACCUACGGCAAAGUCAAGAGAGCCACGGAGAGGUUUUCAGGCCGAGUGUGUUUGAGAACAAAGAUAAGAUUGUGAUCAUCAUGGAAUAUGCCAGCAAAGGAGAGCUGUAUGACUACAUCAGUGAGCGGAGACGCCUCAGCGAGAGGGAGACCAGGCACUUCUUCCGGCAGAUCGUGUCUGCCGUGCAUUACUGUCACAAGAAUGGCGUGGUCCAUCGGGACUUGAAGCUGGAGAACAUACUGCUUGAUGACAACUGUAAUAUUAAGAUCGCUGACUUUGGGCUUUCCAACCUGUACCAGAAGGACAAGUUCUUGCAAACAUUUUGUGGGAGCCCACUCUAUGCAUCACCCGAGAUUGUCAAUGGCAGGCCUUACCGGGGGCCAGAGGUGGACAGCUGGGCCCUGGGCGUCUUGCUUUACACUCUCAUUUAUGGAACAAUGCCCUUCGAUGGCUUUGAUCACAAAAACCUCAUCCGACAGAUCAGCAGUGGAGAGUACCGGGAGCCCACACAACCCUCAGAUGCUCGGGGACUCAUCCGGUGGAUGCUGAUGGUGAAUCCUGACCGCCGGGCCACCAUCGAGGACAUCGCCAACCACUGGUGGGUGAACUGGGGCUACAAGAGCAGCGUCUGUGACUGCGAUGCCCUUCCCGACUCCGAGUCUCCGCUCUUGGCUCGGAUCAUUGAUUGGCAUCACCGCUCCACCGGGCUGCAGGCUGAGGCUGACGCCAAGAUGAAGGCCAAGCCCGGGGCCUCGGAGGUUGUGUUGGAGCGGCAACGGUCACUGAAGAAGUCCAAGAAAGAGAACGACUUUCCCCAGUCUGGCCAGGACUCAUUGCCUGAAAGCCCAUCCAAGCUGAGUUCCAAGAGGCCCAAGGGCAUCCUGAAGAAGCGGAGCAACAGUGAACAUCGCUCCCACAGCACUGGCUUCAUCGAAGGCAUCGUGGGCCCCGCCUUACCAUCCCCUUUCAAAAUGGAGCAAGACUUGUGCCGGACUGCCAUCCCCCUCCCCGGCUCCCCCGAGGCGCAGGGAAGCUCAGGGAAGCUCAGCCUCAAACAGUCUGCCACCAUGCCCAAGAAAGGCAUCUUGAAAAAGACCCAGCAGAGAGAAUCUGGUUACUACUCGUCCCCAGAGCGCAGCGAGUCCUCAGAGCUGCUGGACAGUAACAAUGUGAUCAUCAGCAGUGGCCUCUCCUCCCCUCCCCCAGACCCAGCCAGGGGAACGUCCCACAGCCUGUCCUGCCGGAGGAAGGGCAUCUUGAAACACAGCAGCAGGUACUCGGAUGGUGCCACAGACCCUGCCCUCACCGGCCCCGAAAUACCCACACUGGAAUCCUUGUCGCCUCCCGGUGUCCCCUCCGAUGGCAUCUCUCGGAGCUACAGUCGCCCGUCCAGUAUCAUCAGUGACGACAGCGUCCUGUCCAGCGACUCUUUCGACUUGUUAGAUCUCCAGGAGAAUCGGCCGGCCCGCCAGCGCAUCCGCAGCUGCGUCUCUGCGGAAAACUUCCUCCAGCUUCAGGACUUUGAGACUCCCCACAACCGGCCCCGGCCCCAGUACCUGAAGCGGUACCGGAACCGGCUGGCAGACAGUAGCUUCUCCCUUCUUGCUGAUAUGGACGACGUGACUCAGGUGUAUAAGAAGGCUCUGGAGAUCUGCAGCAAGCUCAACUAGCCCUCCGAGGCUGGGCUGGGUGGGUGGGAGAGCCCAAGGGACGAGGGGAACAGAACUCAGCCUGCAGGCUGGUUACCUCUUUGCUGGUCAUGGCAACCGACUGGGAAAAGACUAGUAACGUCUGGCCCCCGGCCAGCUUUCGCAGCCUUGAGUCAGCACCUAAAGGGGACGGAAACUGUUCUUUACCAGUUCUGCCAGCCGCCAGUCAGAACAUGGGUCCUAACUGGCAUUCCCAUAUGGCAUCUCACAGGGAAGGUGGUUGUUGGCCAGCCUGAAACGGGAAGGGGCAUUAUGGGUAAGGGGGGCGGGUUUCCUAGAAGUCAUCUAGGUGUUUCUGGAGGAGGGCAAGAAAGACUGAGACCAUCUGCCUUGGGUGAAUAGGUUAGCGAGCCUGGUCUGGCUAUGUAGGGGCUAGCAAGAUGCCAGCGACCUGAGUGUGAAUUGGGGAUCAACUGGUAAUGUCCGCACUGCGGUCUGAAUUUAGUGGACCAGGCACACCAGGGAGCAGUGAUCGAGUACCAGUAACUGCCAGGGGAUCAGGAAUGGGGGCAACAGCAUGACCUGCCAUUGCUAGGACCUGGGACUUAGGUGAAAGCACCCUGUUUAAAAGAAAAAAGGCUAACUCUUUCCUGGCACAGCAUGACAUGUUAAUUUGCUCCUGGACUUUGAGUAGAAAGCAAAUGCAUUGAACUCUGAUAGGGGAAUAGUCUGGUGGCGGUUAACUUUCUGUUUUCCCGGGAGCUGCCUCUUCUCCUCCUCUUUCUUGCCUUCUUCUUUGGUGGGACCUUCUGAAGGUGAGCAGGAAGAUACUUGGCAGUGUGAGAGGCCAGGGCUUGGUGCAUGACAGGGCAAAAGAGCUGCUGGGGUCUUUGCACAGUUGAAUGGACCGCGAGGCAGGCCGGCAAGGGGUGACGUCGCUUUCUUAGAUGUCUCAGUAUUAACUGGAACCCUGCCUCUUGGCUUCUCACCUACACAAAUGAUUUAGUUGGACGUGGUUCUAUUCAGUCUCCAAGACAUCCCUGACUCAGCUGUAGGCCCCAUUCACCCACAAGUGUGGAGCCUUAACCAUUGACGAGUUGCCUCUGGGGAGCUGGUGUGUAGGUGAAGUACGUGGCUGAGGAAAAGUCUGGUUUGACAGAAGGUCUAGUCUCCUCAGGCUAGUUCUGUCUCGUGGUUUUGAUCGUCCUCAUUUUGGGAGAGAAAACAAGUUCCGUCCAUCCAUCCAUCCAUGGAAUAAGAGUUGAAAGAGCAGAGUGUUGUGGGGAGGCUUGGGGACGCUUCCUCGGGAACCAUCCAGAUGGCUCUGGAGGAGGCAGAAAGGAGGUGUGUGGGGGCGGCAGGAUGCUUAAAAAUGUUCCAGCUAGUUAUCUAAUCUCCGAAUACUAAGGUUACAGGUGACAUCAUCCCCAUGGAGGGGACCCUGGGGACGCUGGGGGUGGGGCGGGGUGGUUGAAAUGGUCUUUCUGGGCUGACCGCGGAAUCCACUGGCUCAGUCAAAUUGGAAUCCUCCUUCUAAGGUGGCUGCCUUCUGAGAGCCUCUCAGAAAAGGGGUGGGGGAGGAUGCACCUUGGGAAAACCGAAAUAUGUCACAGCACUGAGGACAGUUGUCAGGGAGAUGUUGCUCUCUCCAAGGGAGGAAGCUGUUCCGCAUCUCUGGGUUUGGGCCUGCGCUUUCCUUUGGGCUGAGCUGAGCAGGAUGUGGUGGGAUGCCCUUCGAUUCCUUUCCUUUGGUUUCACCUCCUACCUGAACUCUGGCAGGGGCUGAAAGGGAGAAAAAUCUACAGGUGGAGAAUUGGCCUUGGUAGCGUUGGCUGUAGACUGCAGCCUCCGAAUCCUCCGCCUCCCUGCCUCCUUUUGUGAACAGCCCCUGCUGCUACACUGCUGGCCCCUGAGCAGGCAGCUGGUCUCAGGUAUACCAGCCAUUACUGGCUAAUCGGAUUUUCCCCCUUGGCCAGCUGAUAGUGCUGUUUAGUAUUUCCCCACUGUUCAGAUGACUUCGUUAGGAAAACCACCCCCUUCCGCUUUCUCUCCUUCUCGAUCACCGGGGUCACCCGUGUGUUCUCUUUUGGUGGAACUCUCAAAGACAAGGGAUUGGGAAAGGAGAACCAAAUGUUUCACAGCCAGAAGAGAGGCUCUGGUUGUCCUCCGUUCCAGGGCUGACACUGAGUCGAGUCCAGGUCUGCCUUGAUCUGGAGGUCUCAGGUGCUUGCAGUGGCUGUGAGAGCUGCUUCCCACAUGUAGAGGCUGGAGACGUGGCCGAGUGGUUUCUUAAGGGCCCUGCUCAGUUCUGACCCCUGCGUCUAGCUGAGAUGCUGACUGUCCCUGCAGGGAAAGAGUUAGAAUGGAGAAUAAAGCCCUACAGAAGCAGUUUCCCAAUGAAGCCCUGUUGCCCCUGUCAGCUAAUCCUCAGCCAAAGAAGGGAUGCUUGACUCAAUUUCCAUGGAGUCACCAGUGAGAGACACGGAUGACCCCAUGGGCAGAGUGGGAGAGUCUCCGUGAGCUCUCCUGGGCCUUCGUUUGCUUCUGGGGCCCUUUCAUUGUCUUCGUUUACACGUCUGCCAAAGGGGGUGGAACCGUACUUCGUUUUACAGGUAAAUUUCAAGGCACAAUCAGUUUUUAAGAAAGUGCUUCAAGACCCUAGGCAACAUGACAGUUCUCAGUUCCCUCUGAAUUUUAGUCUCUGUUACAGGGCGCUCUUUAUCAGAUGAGCACGCUGCAGGAUGAAAUUCAGGCGCCUCAUGCCCAGGCCUGCUGUCUUGAGUACAAAUGUGAAUGGUGGACUGACUGCUUGUUGCCAAACUGGAAAUGUUCUGUAGGGGUUUACUGGCAUGGUAUCAUUCCUAGGAAGAAGAAGAGGGAAAAAAAAGAGGAAAAAGGAAAAAAAAAGAAAAGAAAAAAAGAAAAAGGGGCAGGAGAGCGAGAGAAACUUGACUGCACAUUUUUUUUUUUAAAUCCAUGUUGUGACUUUUAUUUAAUUUCUAUAUUUUUUUUGGUAAUAAAAAGUUGACUUUUUAAUUUGAAUUUGUCUUUUUUAUUUAUUGGUCUGAAAGGCAUUUCAAAGGUAUUAUAAUAAUAUAUUGGUGUAAUUUUAUUGGUGCAGCAUGCCUUAUGGGCUCCAGUCAAAUUGAUUGGUCUGAGAACAGCCUACAGGAGAGGAAGAGAAAAGCUGGCUAAUUACCCAAAGUGUUAAUUUUUCAUUGGAAAAUGAUUUUUUUGUCAUUUUUGUUUCUGUUUUUAUUUUAAAUUAAAUAAAUUGCGAUGAACUUAACUGGG